UGCCUGGAUUUUUGGAGGUUGCUUUACACACUUCUGAAACAAAUCCACGGAGGCAAGUGGACAGAGUCUGAUGCCAUAGAUAACCAAAUUAAGUUUGUAAAAUCAGCACUGUGGUACCAUGGCUAUGGCAGGCCAGAACUCUAUCAGCUCCCUGCCGACGGCUCAGCGGGUAGUCGGGAGCUGCUGCUGGCGUUUUCCUGGCUGCUGCACAGACUUGGCCUCCUGGAGCAGCUUUUGGCUCGGAACAGAGUAAAGACUGGGGAUGAAACCUCUGUGUGCACGUGUGAAGAUGAUCUGCUUAACAGACAGAAAGGUACAAGUGAAACAGCACCAGAAUGUGGGAUGGAAGACAGAGUGGAUGUUCGAUACCUUCAGUGGUUAAGUGGGAGGCUGAGGUUCCAGUGGCGCAGUUUGCAUGCUCAGCACCAAGAGCAAUGCAAACUUUUGCACAAGAUCCAUUUAUUCACUAGUGGCUCCCACGUGAACCAGGUCCUUGGACAUUUUUCUGUCACAGAAACCGAUCUCAUUAGACAACCGGAGAACUACACACAGCUGUUGCAGCUUCUGGAGUCUGAAACGAUGCAACUAGAAGCCUUUCUGGAGUGGAAGCAACUGGAACCAGUUUACUGGCAGUGGAUGGAGACUGUGUUGGAUGAUACGGCUGAGGAGGGAAAUAUGUGCAAGUCCCAGGACACUCACGUAGAGAGAAGAAGGCUGCCAAAGGCAACCUCCUGCUGCCCCUGGGCUGACAGUCUGACUGGGCAAAUUGACAGAUUAUCCAGAGAUCUGACGUCUCUCCAAGAUCAGCUACAUAAGCUUGUAAGCGAGCGAAGGGCUGCGUGGGGUGAGAAGGUGAAAGCAAGAGAGGAAGAACUACAGAAGGAGGAGUUCUCUGCCACUGCUAAAAAGAUACAGGAGAGUGUUGAACUCAAACUGCUAGAUCUUACAUACCUUUGUGCUCCAAAGAAGAAUAAACUGCACGGUUCAUGCAGGCUGGUGUUGAGAAACAAACAUCAUGCCAGCAAAACGGGUUUGGGUCAGUCUGUGUGCAAGGAGGCUGUUUCAGCUGUCAGUGCUGCAGAGGUGAUCAGAGAACUGAGGAUGAGAGAGGGCAGCCUGCAGAGAGAGCUGGAGCAGCUGCGGGAGGAGUGCCGGCAGAGGCUGGAUGAAGUUGCAGAAGGGUUGGAUGGAGUGAUUUGUAUCUCCCCUUGA
Acanthisitta chloris (rifleman) is the source of this 1212-nucleotide messenger RNA. It is a transcript of the gene TEDC1, whose product is annotated as chromosome unknown open reading frame, human C14orf80. Lineage: Eukaryota; Metazoa; Chordata; Aves; Passeriformes; Acanthisittidae. The record is from RefSeq and is a predicted model, not a curated record. The transcript has 7 exons. The annotation marks the transcript as partial.